AAACACUCUCCACUCUCUCCAACACCCACCCUCACAAAAUUUAUUACAAAAUUUAAUUAAAUAAAUUUCACAUCAGAACAAAAAAAAGGAAAAAAAAAUCCACUGUCGUUCAAUUUCAUUUUUUUCGCUUUACGUAUACAGGAAGUUUCUUAUAAACGAUCCGAAGAGAAUUCAAACCAUUUUUCAACUCCUUCACUGAGUGGGUUUUUCUUUUUUUGCUUCAGCUACUGAGUGGAACCGUUCUCUACUCUAUGUUUGUGUGCAUGUGGUUGAUACUCCAUGGAAACUGUGGUGGGAAUUGAGGAUAAUGAUGAUGGGAAGUUUGAAGACAGUGGGGUGGAUAGAAGCAGUUCUGCUUUGUCUUCACCGAAGCAAAUUUCCAAUCCAAUUGUAUACAAGCUUGUUCGGGUUGAAGGUGAUGGGAGAUUAGUGCCAGCAACAGAUGAUGAAGUAAUGGAGGUGGGGGAUUUUCUUGAGUGUGAAAACAGUGAAAUGCAUGUUGUUGCAGACACUGGGCAAAGUUUGGAGUGCAUAUCAAUUGAAAGGUCAUCUUCUGGGAAUCUUAGAUUGGAGUGCUCAGAAGGCACUGCAGAGGCAGAUUUGGGGAAACUAAAUGCAAAACUACAGUACAUUGAGCAGAUUUUGGAAAAGGUCAAAGAAGAAGAGAAACAACGCGUAUCAUGUGGAUCACCUGUUCAUUCUCAUGUAAAUAUAGACAGUCAGUGUUCAGCUGAUAAAUUUCCUGUCGUGGAUGGGAAGGUUCAAUCCGAAAACCAGGAAACUCCUUCUAUAGCAUCAAGUUUAAAUUAUACUCAUAGUAAUCAAUCUGGGAGUACUGAUCAGUGUUCCAGACCUUCGGAAGGAGUAAUAGAAAGUGGAUCAUCUGCUUCUGCUGUCUAUUCCAAUUUGAAGCCUGAUCUUUCAAUGUCAGAUGGAGAAAUAUGCUUGGACAAGCUAUCAAUCAGAGAACUUCAUGAACUGUUCAAGGUAACUUUUGGUCGGGAAACUACUGUGAAAGACAAACAGUGGCUGAAAAGAAGGAUUGCCAUGAGUUUAACCAACUCUUGUGAUGUUUCAGCAACAACUUUCAUUGUUAAAGAUAACAAAAUAGUUAGAAAAUUUGAAGACAAUUCUGGAAAUAUGAAUGCCGCAUCUUUAAUCACUUCGGAAACUAUGACUGAAGAAGAGGAUGUCAACUUUAAGGAUUCAUCUGCUGUGAAGGCCCGGGAAAUUGACGAUAACCAAGUUGUUUCUGAAACAAAACUGAGAAAUCACAGUAUGGGAUAUGGACUGGAAGAUGAGAAUCACCAGACAGAUCAAAGAGCUGCAAAAAGAAUUCGGAAACCUACUAAGAGAUAUAUUGAAGAGCUCUCUGAAAAUGAAUCUAGAGAACACAGUCCUAGGUUGUUGAUUUCUAAUAGAACUGCAGGACAUGGACAUGUUUCUCCAACUUCAUAUGUCAGGCCUGCUGCUAGAAAUGCUUUUUCAGAGUUGAGAACAUAUGUCACCAGAUCAGACUCUCUUGGAGGUUCUGAUGUCCAAAUUCCUUGUGUGUCUCGGGUUCGGAGAAGUCGUCCAAGAAAAGAUAUCACUUCUCUAAUGAAAUUCCAUCCGAUUGGCAUGGGUGAGGCUGCAAAAUUGAGUAAUAAGCUCCUUGAGCAUAGUUCUGAUGCUGAUAGUGAGAUCCCAGACAAUGUUUUGAAGUCAAGAAUGCCUGCAAAGUUUCAUCAACCAUCUUCAGAACCUGUGAAAGAGAAGCAAUGUCCGGAAACAGGCACAGUUGAGCUCCGGCCGGAAUUGAGGCCAAAAAGGGCAGAUCCUUUCAGCCAUACAUCUGAUGAUGAUAUAGUUACUGUUCCCACUGCUAAAGGAGGGAUGAGGAGGAAGCAUCAUCGUGCCUGGACUCUUGUCGAGGUUAUAAAGUUGGUGGAAGGUGUGUCACGAUGUGGAGCAGGGAGAUGGUCUGAAAUCAAACGGCUCUCCUUUUCAUCGUACUCAUAUCGUACAUCUGUGGAUCUUAAGGACAAGUGGAGGAAUUUGCUCAAAGCUAGCUCUGCACUGACACCUUCACCUGCUGAUGAUGGGAUAAAUUCGCGGAAGCAUGGUACGGCUCCCAUUCCUGAGAAAAUUUUACUGCGUGUAAGAGAGCUUGCUGAGAUGAAUUCUCAGGUGCCUCCAAGUUAUAGCUCAAACAAGUUUGCAGCUGGUGCAGGGAGUUUGCAUGGAGGAGAUAGAUCAGGGUACUUGUAAAUAAAUACCAAAUUCCUUAUCAAGCUACAAAAAAAAAAAAAAAAAGUAGAGAAAAAAAAAAAAACUACUUUCUGCACUUUGUUAGACCAAUCCUUUGUUGGAUGCAUAGAGUAGAUGCAGUAUUGUAGACAGUUGAGGGAUUGUUUUAUGCACUGAAGCGUUCAAUAGAAUCGUGUCACUUUUUGGUUA
Molecule: messenger RNA, 2439 nt
Organism: Cajanus cajan (pigeon pea)
Lineage: Eukaryota; Viridiplantae; Streptophyta; Magnoliopsida; Fabales; Fabaceae
Gene: TRFL6
Product: TRF-like 6
Source: RefSeq, a predicted model, not a curated record